This is a messenger RNA of Prorocentrum cordatum, 733 nucleotides long. The record is from the annotation of a GenBank genome assembly. NCBI's taxonomy places the organism in Eukaryota, Dinophyceae, Prorocentrales, Prorocentraceae.
AAGGAGCAGCGGCACGCCGCGGGUGUCUGCAGGCCGUGCGUCUACUUCCGCACGGGCUCCGGCUGCUCGAACGGCUCUGGCUGCGGCUUCUGCCACCUGCCGCACGCGGCCAAGCGCAGGGCGCGGCCCAGCAAAGCUGUGCGGGAGCAGUGCAAGGCGCGGGUCGCGAUGCUGGACAGUGAGCACGGGGGCGGCCUUGGCGCCGGCGGCGGGUGCAAGGCGCCGCGGGGACCCGCCAUCCGCGGCCUGGACCAGCAGUACAUGCGCAGCAUCCUCCGGGCCAGGGACCGGCAGCGGGGCUCCUGGCAGGCGGCGCCCGGGGCCUCGGCCUGACCUGGCGGCGCGGGGCAGCGGCCGUGACGCUCCGAGCCGCGCUCGCCGGGGCGUGGCGCUCUAUGGGCCGCGAUCUGCGGUGAGCGGCUCGGGCUUGGAGGGUACCCGGCUGCAAUCGGUUGGGCACGCAGGAGUCGUGGGAGCGUGGAGGCUCGAUUCGCCGGCGUCAAGGACACGAGGCAUGUGCCGCGUGUUCUUACACGGCCAGGGAAUAUUGCAGUGCGUAGCGCCAUCUUCGUCUCAAUCAUGUCCUCGGGAUGGUGCCUCAGUCGACCACCACCCAGCAGUUGCGGAGGAGGCUCUGUUUCGACAGGUUCCUCUACGCCAAGCGUCUUUUUGUGCUUUAUUGCUGUCGCCAGGAGUGCGGAGCCGUCUCUCAAUCAUGUCCUCGAGCGUCGUC